This is a messenger RNA of Papaver somniferum (opium poppy), 1248 nucleotides long. RefSeq lists its product as uncharacterized. Lineage: Eukaryota; Viridiplantae; Streptophyta; Magnoliopsida; Ranunculales; Papaveraceae. Bases 416 to 1000 code for a protein of 194 amino acids. The record is from RefSeq and is a predicted model, not a curated record. The transcript is spliced from 7 exons.
UUUAUAUGCGGUUUUCUAGUAAUGGGUCCGCAUAAUAAUUUCUAUAUUUAUGGUUUAUUGAAUCUCAUUACACAUAGGAACCUCUAUACACGGACAGAAUGGAAGAUAGGUGAAAUAACUUGGCUGUUAUAUGUUUGGAUGCAGCAAGGUGGUAAGGCUAUUAAUUGCACAAGUGCUUGCUGUGAUUUCUCAGAAGUACAAGUCUGCACUUGGAAGAUGCAAACAAGACCAAGAAGACUCAUGCUAUCAGGAGAUGCUUCACUAAAUAUCAGGGAUUUGUCAUACAACACAGGACUGACUAUCCCCCUACCGCCAUCAAUUGGGAGUUUGAAGAAGCCGACGAAUUUGUGAGAGUGUAAAGCUUUAGUACAAUGGUUGCCUUAUUCAGAUAGACCUAGCUGGGGCAGCUGGAAGUAUGCUCAAACGUACUACUACGGUGGGUCGAUUGUCAGUUUAUAACGUGAUUCUGCUAUACAUUUGUGCUUCUCUUGACCAAAUAAAUAUGAUGGAUAGCAAAGUGUUGAAUGUUGGGGAGGAGCUACAGCGUGAAACCUUACCUCUGCAAAUGGGUUCUCGCCUAUACCGAUUAAAUGGACUCAAAUCAUCUACUUGGUAUGAAGUGAAGAUAUCAUAUCCAGCUUCUAUUCCCGCCAGCUUUUCCAUUCAACUGAUAAGAGACAAAUCAGAUAUUGGGCACAACUGGAAUAGAAGAUUACUCAACACAGAGAAACUGAUUUUUAAAACUGACAGUAAUGAUAUUCCUAACCACCAGGUUCGAUUAAAUGUUGUUGUAUCUGUGGAGCCUGCUGGAGUUGUUGCCAUUCCUGGCGUAAAGGAGAGGGAGCUCGUCUUAUUUAAUAUAGUUUGUGAUGAGCUUCUACUUGGAAUCCCACACAAAUCUAUCUGGGUUGGAGUGCUGGUGCUUGUAUGUUUAGGGGUUGCGUGCAUUAUUCCAUCUUUUCUUCCACCAUAUUUACUAGCGAGGAAAGAAAAAUCAUAGCUUUGCAUCAGCCAACAUUGCUCCUCUGUAGUGUAGUCUCUUCAUAGGUUUUAGUACAUCAUUGUCAAUGGACAUGCCGUAGCAGUUUCCUUGUAAUCUAUUGAACCAUAACGGUGAAUUUAGAGAGCGAAUUGACAGAAUUUUUAACAAUAGAUCUCUUUUCAACUGGUCAUACCAGUUUUCUUGUUUUCGGAUGCUGUCUUGCACAGCUAAUGCUGCCUUUGAUCUUAAAAAAAAAAUAACAGUGA